UUUAGCUCUGAAUCUACUUUCACUUUGGAGUCAUUCCAUCCCAAACCCAGAGAGUAUCUCUCAUUCAUUUGUCAGUCACCACCCGUAUCACCCGUUCCCGUUUGGUUCAUUCGCUUCACUCUUUCAUUUCUGUCGAUCUCGACGUCUCCGGGAAGAGACCGACGCUUUUCGUCGACGUCGACGACCAGUUCGGUGCAGUCGGGACGGCCCGCUUGGGUGGAGAAGGAGUUGGCCGGACGUAUACGAGUGCCUCACACUUUCAAUGUUCAUUCAUACAAACUGCCGACAGUCUGCCAACACUGCAAGAAGCUGUUGAAGGGACUGUUCAGACAGGGCUUGCAAUGCAAAGACUGCAAAUUCAAUGUCCACAAGAAGUGUGUCAAUAAGAUCCCGCAGGACUGCACCGGAGAGGCGCCCAACGAAUACGGAGAGAAUCCCGACGACGACAGCCUCGAGAAGGACGACGACAAGAAUGAGUCGGAUCUCGAGAAUGAGAGCUCUUAUGAGAAGGGGAACGGCUCUCAAGAAGAGGAACUCCAGACCAAACUACAGGCCGUCACAGAGACGAGUAGUAAUAACAUCCCAUUAAUGAGAAUCGUUCAGAGCGUCAAACAUGUCAAGAGAAGGGGAUCCAAAGUAUUAAAGGAGGGAUGGCGCAAAAAGCAUUACUGGAGACUCGACACGAAAGCCAUAACUAUGUUUCAAAACGAAGGCACCUCUAAAUACUAUAAAGAGCUACCGUUGCCUGAAAUAUCGCUUAUCAAUUGGAAUCGAUUGCAGUCUCAGACCCCCAAUAAUGUCCCCCAAUAUUGCUUUGAACUCAAGACCCAAAAUGUUACGUAUUUUGUCGGCGAAGAAGUGGAGAUCGCCAAGACUUGGGAGUCGGCCAUCAGACAGGCCUUAAUGCCGAUGACUCCCAACGCACACGACAUCCGAUACGACAGUCAGAACCUAUCGGGACAGGCGUCCGAUCAGAACACGUCAAUGGAUAUCAGUUAUCAGUACCAGAUAUUUCCCGAUGAGGUGUUAGGUUCGGGACAGUUUGGUAUAGUCUAUGGCGGAGUUCAUAAGACUUCCGGUCGAUCCGUAGCCAUCAAAGUGAUAGACAAACUCAGGUUUCCGACCAAACAAGAGGCGCAACUCAAGAAUGAGGUGCAGAUUCUGCAGGAAAUCCAUUACCCCGGAGUCGUUAAUCUGGAGAAUAUGUUUGAAACGCCCGAAAGGAUACUCGUAGUGAUGGAGAAGAUGAAGGGCGAUAUGUUGGAGAUGAUACUCGACAGCAAACCGGGCCGACUCUCUGAGCGCGUCACCAAAUUUCUUAUUUGUCAGAUAUUGCAUGCCUUGAGAUAUCUUCACUCGAGAAACAUAUGUCACUGCGAUCUCAAACCAGAAAAUGUUUUGCUUUCAUCCGACUCUGAUUUCCCUCAAGUUAAAUUAUGUGAUUUUGGAUUUGCGAGACUUAUCGGCGAGAAGUCUUUCCGUCGAAGUGUUGUCGGAACGCCCGCCUAUUUAGCACCUGAAGAGAUGAUACUCGACAGCAAACCGGGCCGACUCUCUGAGCGCGUCACCAAAUUUCUUAUUUGUCAGAUAUUGCAUGCCUUGAGAUAUCUUCACUCGAGAAGCAUAUGUCACUGCGAUCUCAAACCAGAAAAUGUUUUGCUUUCAUCCGACUCUGAUUUCCCUCAAGUUAAAUUAUGUGAUUUUGGAUUUGCGAGACUUAUCGGCGAGAAAUCUUUCCGUCGAAGUGUUGUCGGAACGCCCGCCUAUUUAGCACCUGAAGUAUUGCGUAAUAAAGGAUACAACAGAUCUUUAGACAUGUGGUCCGUCGGUGUAAUUAUUUACGUGAGUCUUAGCGGAACCUUUCCGUUCAACGAAGAAGAGGACAUAUCGGAUCAGAUAACGAACGCUGCCUUCAUGUUCCCUCCCGAUCCCUGGAAUCAGAUAUCUCCCGACGCUGUCAAUCUCAUCAGUAAUUUAUUACAAGUGAAGAUACGAAAGAGAUAUACAGUCGAGAAGUCUUUAUUCCACACAUGGCUUCAAGACUAUGAAGUUUGGUGUGACUUAAGGGAACUGGAGUCCAACGUAGGCGUGCGUUGGGUGACCCACGAGUCCGAUGACGACCGCUGGAAGAAAUACGCCGACGACCACAACCUCCCGCCCCCUAAAAUAGACACAAUUGUCACGAAUGACGUGACUAUGGAUGAGAACAACGAAAAUAGCAAUUCUAAUACAACCAGUUAUCACAAUCAUAAUCAUCACCACAACGGCUCCAGUCAUACCACUGGCAGCACAAGCCCUACAAAG
This is a messenger RNA of Oppiella nova, 2304 nucleotides long. NCBI's taxonomy places the organism in Eukaryota, Metazoa, Arthropoda, Arachnida, Sarcoptiformes, Oppiidae. The record is from the annotation of a GenBank genome assembly.